Messenger RNA from Zygotorulaspora mrakii, 2571 nucleotides. RefSeq names its product H(+)-transporting V0 sector ATPase subunit a (gene STV1). The coding region runs from base 1 to 2571 and encodes 856 amino acids. The transcript has a single exon. Gene Ontology annotation, molecular function: proton-transporting ATPase activity, rotational mechanism; ATPase binding. NCBI's taxonomy places the organism in Eukaryota, Fungi, Ascomycota, Saccharomycetes, Saccharomycetales, Saccharomycetaceae. Gene Ontology annotation, cellular component: vacuolar proton-transporting V-type ATPase complex; vacuolar proton-transporting V-type ATPase, V0 domain; fungal-type vacuole membrane. The record is from RefSeq and is a predicted model, not a curated record. Gene Ontology annotation, biological process: proton transmembrane transport; vacuolar acidification.
AUGACAUAUGUACAGUUGUACAUACCGCUGGAAAUCUCCAGAGAAGUGGUAUGUCUUUUGGGGAAUCUCGGGAACCUCAUGAUUAGGGAUCUGAAUCGAGAAUUGACUGCAUUCCAGAGAGCGUACGUCAAUCAGAUAAGGAAGUUUGAUGACGCUGAAAGAUCCAUACAAUUUAUGCAAGAGGUUGUUAACAAGCAUUCGGAAAAGACGUGGAAGUACUUCCUGCAUACUGACGAUGAGGGGAAUGCCAUCCAGCAUCCCAACGUAGCACAAUUAGUGUCUACAAUGCAUACACACUCUCACGACUUUGUUCACGAAGCGGUGGAAGACAUCAAAGGGUUCGAAAGUCGGGUUAGACAGAUGGACGUGUCGUUAUCCAAUCUUCGGUUAAGGCUGAAUUGUCUCAUAGAGCACCGUCAUGUAAUUUUCGAAUGCUCACGAUUCCUGGAGGGAAAUCCUAAUAUAUUUGGAAGAGUUCGUAGCCAAAACUUAGACGCUGAUGAAUUUAGACUUACGGAAGAAGACGAGUUGAGUGAAACGCUCAGUGAAACGUUGUCAUUUGACGAUGAUAUUGAUAAUGAAGGAGGUUAUGAGCAGCAAACAGGUAUGCCAUCUUCGAAUGAAAAUUUCAGCAGAUUAGUGCAGGGGUUUCAUGAUAAAUUUAUGAUAGCAGGGUCCAUUAGAAGAGACAAAGUUGAAAUUCUGAACAGAAUUUUAUGGAGAUUACUUCGUGGUAAUUUAUUCUUUCAGCAUUUUCAAAUCAAUGAACCUUUUGUAGAAGACGAUGAAAAGGUAGAAAAAGACAGCUUUGUUGUAUUUACACAUGGUGACACAUUGAUGAGAAAGGUCAAAAGGGUUGUCGACUCAUUGAACGGCAGAAUUUUCUCCUUUAAUGAUCGCUCACACGAUACUUUAAAUGCUCUGAAUGACAAGAUAUCCGAUUUGCAGCAGAUAAUUUUAACAACCGAGCAAACCUUGCAUACAGAAUUAGUUUUUGUCGGGGACCAACUGCCAACAUGGAAGGCAAUCGUUAAAAGGGAAAAAUUCAUAUACGCUACCCUGAAUUUGCUUAAACAGGAAUCGCAAGGGUUAAUCGCAGAAGCCUGGAUACCAAGUCUUGAGCUGAUUGGUGUAACGAAUGCACUGAAGGACUAUAGUGAUGGUAUUGGAUCGGAAUACAGUACCGUAGUUAGCGUCAUUCACACUAAUAAGCGUCCUCCCACUUACCAUAAGACGAACAAAUUCACUCAAGCGUUCCAAUCUAUUGUCGAUGCUUAUGGUAUAGCUACUUACAAAGAAAUAAACGCCGGCUUGGCAGCAAUAGUAACAUUCCCUUUCAUGUUUGCCAUUAUGUUUGGUGAUUUAGGACAUGGUUUCAUUCUUCUAUUGAUGGGUAUCUAUCUUUGGAUAAACGAAAAAAAAUUCGAAGCCAUGAAAAGGGAUGAGACGUUUGACAUGGCUUUCACCGGUAGAUUUGUCAUUGUCCUUAUGGGGUUAUUUUCAAUGUACACAGGCUUAAUAUACAACGAUAUAUUUUCCAGAUCGAUGUCUCUGUUCCCAUCUGGCUGGAAGUGGCCCUCGACCUUCAAAAAAGGCGACUCUAUAGAAGCAAAGCAAGUUGGAGUAUAUGCGUUAGGAUUGGAUUCAAUAUGGCAUGGUACGGACAAUAAUCUUAUUUUCACAAAUUCAUAUAAGAUGAAACUAUCCAUAUUGAUGGGUUUCAUACACAUGACUUAUUCUUUCAUGUUUUCCUAUAUCAAUUAUAGAAAUAGAAAAUCAGUGGUAGAUAUUAUUGGGAACUUUAUACCAGGUUUGAUUUUCAUGCAGUCCAUAUUUGGAUAUCUGUCGUGGGCAAUCAUUUAUAAAUGGUCAAAAGAUUGGGUCAAAGAUGGAAAGCCUGCUCCAGGAUUGUUGAACAUGCUUAUAAAUAUGUUUUUAUCUCCCGGAAAGGUUGAUGAACAAUUAUAUCGUGGUCAAGCAUUUGUACAAGUAGUGCUUGUUUUAGCUGCCCUGAUAUGUGUGCCAUGGCUUUUGCUCUAUAAACCGCUUAUGCUCAGAAGACAACAUAAGCCAGCAUCUAGAAUUGCGCUACCACCUGAUCAUCAAACACAAAUGAACUUAUUCGAACAGAGUGAUCAACCGCAAGAUGAAAUGAUCAUUACUGAUUUCGGUAAUGAAGAGGAACAUGAAGAGUUCAACUUCGGAGACGUGAUGAUCCAUCAAGUAAUCCAUACCAUUGAAUUUUGUUUGAAUUGCAUUUCCCACACCGCCUCAUACCUUCGUCUAUGGGCAUUGUCAUUAGCUCAUGCCCAAUUAUCCACUGUUUUGUGGUCGAUGACAAUUGCAAAUUCAUUUUCAAGUGCCAACUCAGGCUCUCCCAUAGCUGUUGCAAAGGUGGUUUUUCUCUUUGGUAUGUGGUUUGUAUUAACGGUAUGCAUUUUAGUAUUUAUGGAGGGUACGUCUGCUAUGUUGCAUUCACUACGUUUACAAUGGGUUGAGGCUAUGUCCAAAUUCUUCGAAGGUGACGGUUACGCGUACGAACCUUUUUCUUUCAAAAAUAUUGCGGACUAA